GUUCACUCUGUGGUUUGAUGAAUGGUCUAUUCAAGGUAGAAGAAGCUUACUUAUUAAAUUGCUAGAAGUUGACCAAACUUUAUUAGCACUUCUAUAUUAAGAAUUGCUCAUUAGCCUCAUUCCUUCUUUCAUUUCGUUAACAAAAUCAUGACCAACAAAGGCCCAAUUGGCAUCGCUGAGCAGUUAAAUUACCUCAUUCAGUGGUUUAUGGAGUAUAGUGAAAUGCAGAAAGAUGACUUUUAUAGCAUUCUAGUUGAUACUUAUUCACGUAAGGAGCUUAAUGGCAUGUCAAAUUCUAUGAAUAGCUUAGAACUGAAUGACAGGCCACCUAGUAUAUUUCAGUGUCGUAUGAAAUUGUUCCGUGAAUGGUAUGCUGCUUGGAAUGAGGAAGAGAAAAAUGAAUUUUUGGCUCGUUUGGGGAGGAUGGAUGAGAAAUUCAUGGAAAAAUUUAAUGCUGAAAUGGGCCAUGAUAAUAUUGUCUAAUAGCAAGAGCUUAUUGAUCAAUUUAUAUCCAUUCCAUUUAUUCUAAUUUAUGCAUUGUUAAUGUAGAAAAAGUUUGUUCUGACAAAAAAAAAGGCCUUUGAUGAUUUUGUUGGGCUUUUGUUAUUUCUUUUAAUCUGACUAAUGCUGAAUUUGCAUAGAUAUUUAUAUAUAUAUUUUUAUAUGAAAAUUAUUCCAUUAACAAUUUUUGUUAUUGUUUAUGUGUCAUGAGAAUUUUUUUAUUUUAUAUAUUUCUUUAAGUUCCUAA
Messenger RNA from Stegodyphus dumicola, 748 nucleotides. RefSeq lists its product as uncharacterized. The record is from RefSeq and is a predicted model, not a curated record. NCBI's taxonomy places the organism in Eukaryota, Metazoa, Arthropoda, Arachnida, Araneae, Eresidae.